Eruca vesicaria subsp. sativa (arugula) is the source of this 459-nucleotide messenger RNA. Lineage: Eukaryota; Viridiplantae; Streptophyta; Magnoliopsida; Brassicales; Brassicaceae. The record is from the annotation of a GenBank genome assembly.
AUGAGCAAAGAAAAAGACAAAGUAGCUUCUCCUACAUCUUACGGCACGUUUCAAGGUGUCCCUACUUAUCCACCACCGUUGCAUCCUCGUCCUCCGCAGCAUCAUCUGGUUUCCGGAUUCCCUCAGCCGUCUCAGCCUCCCGGGGUAACUCAUCACGACCUUUCCGUUCAUCAAUACAUUCAUGAACAUCAAACUGUUCCUGGAUAUCCUGUCUCUGAAGGAAGAUCUGGAAGACAAGAACAACCUCUUCCUUGUUGUGGUCUUGGAAUCGGUUGGUUCUUGUUUAUAACCGGUUUCCUCCUUGGAGCAAUCCCAUGGUACAUAGGAAUAUUCAUCCUAGUGUGUGCUAAGAUCAACCCACGAGAGAAACCAGGAUACAUAGCUUGCGCCAUAGCUGCUGUUCUUGCUACAAUUGCCAUAGUUUUUGGUUUCAUUGGAGGAAGAGAAGUCUGGUCGUGA